Molecule: messenger RNA, 1979 nt
Organism: Tachysurus fulvidraco (yellow catfish)
Lineage: Eukaryota; Metazoa; Chordata; Actinopteri; Siluriformes; Bagridae
Gene: afg1lb
Product: AFG1 like ATPase b
Exons: 13
Coding region: 219-1703 (494 amino acids)
Cellular component (GO): cytoplasm; mitochondrion
Molecular function (GO): ATP hydrolysis activity; ATP binding
Source: RefSeq, a predicted model, not a curated record
UCUCCAGAUUUCUCUGACCAACUUCUACAAAGAUAACGUUUUCUUUUCUGAAUCAAUUAUAUAAAUAUUUUUUUGAUCUAGGCUUUAUUGAUUUGAUUUGUUAAAGAAGGAUAAUACCUGCACGUGUGUAUAAUCCUUCUUUAACAUUAAACAAAGGCCUGCAUUUCACAUAAAGUUUAAAUGUUUUGAAAAUAAAAUAAAUAAAUAAAUAAAUAAAAAUGGCGGCGCUCAUAAUAGCAAGAGGCGUCGUGGGUUAUUUUAAAGCGAAGCCUUUAUUUGAACGGUCUUUUAAACUACUGACAGGUUGCUGGACAUCUGAGAACUGCGGACACCUGUGGACUACCCCUGAUUGCACCACACCCACUGGACUCAUCGCUCACUAUGACAAUCUGGUGAACUCUAAGAUCCUCCUUGAAGACAGUCUGCAGAAAGCAGCACUUUGGCAGCUUGAGAAGUUGAGUGGAGAAAUGGCAAGAUAUACCAACCUACCACUUUAUCUUUCAGAGAAAAUGAAGAGAAAGGACAAAAUGUCCAAAUCAGAGCAUAGAGCUAAGAACAAGGAAAGUGUAAAGGAUGUUGCUUUGAGAGAAGACACACAAGAAGAUGAAGGGUAUACUGAAAAGGAUAGUUUGAAGCCGCCUCCCCCUCUUGGAUGCUACGUUCACGGUGGCGUUGGCACUGGAAAAACGAUGCUGAUGGACAUGUUUUACUCUCAUGUAGAAAAUCGGAGGAAAAAAAGACUUCAUUUUAACGCCUUUAUGUUAGACAUACACAGAAGGAUCCACCUUCUGAAGCAGAGUCUGCCGAAGGGAAGCUCGGGCAAACUGACAAUGCACGACCCCAUCUUCCCUGUUGCUAUGGAGAUCGGCGAGGAAACCUGCCUCUUAUGCCUGGAUGAGUUUCAGGUGACUGACGUUGCCAGUGCCAUGAUUCUGAAGCAGCUCUUUGAAGGCUUGUUUACAUGUGGCGUGGUCCUCGUGGCCACCUCCAACCGACCACCAGAAGAACUCUACAAAAACGGUCUUCAGAGAGCUGCUUUUGUGCCUUUCAUUCAUGUGCUCAAGGAGUAUUGCUGCGUUAUCAGACUGGACCCAGGAUUAGAUUACCGCAAGAGGGAGAUGGAAGCGGCGAGAAAACUUUAUUACACAUGCAGUGAACUGGACGCCGAGGUCGCCGUCAAUACGCUGUUCCGACAGUUGGCUUCCAGACAAAACGAUGUAACCAGGCCGAGAGCGUUGAAGGUGCAGGGCAGAGAGCUGACGUUACACCGGACCUGCGGUCGCGUCGCUGAUUGCACCUUCCAAGAGCUAUGUGAGCGUCCAUUAGGAGCAAGCGAUUAUCUGGAGAUCGCUCAUCGUUUUGAUACAGUCAUCAUCCGUAACGUGCCUCGGCUGAAGGUUGCUCUAAAGGACCAAGCCAGGCGCCUCAUUACACUUAUCGACAUCUUCUAUGACCAGAAGGUGAGGGUAGCGGUGUUAGCCGAAGCCCCCCUGUACCGUCUCUUUGAUGGAGGCUCUAUGUCUGGAGAGGAAGAGCGGGAUCGUCUGAUGCUCGACGAGCUCGGCCUCACUAAUGAAGCGGCGAAGCGUCUGACGCUGUUCACCUCCGAGGAGGAGAUCUUCGCCCUGCAGAGGACGCUGUCCCGACUCACAGAGAUGCAGAGCAAGCACUACUGGAUUCAAGCAGAGCAUCGGCACAAGUAGCCGCUGCUACAAAGGGACUAAACUAAACUAAACAAAGUGUAACAGUAUAAUAAUACACAUGAAAGAUUAUUCACAUACCGUAUUCACCUUGAAUAGAUUAAAGUCUUUCAAGUGUAUUGCAAUAAUUAAAUUAUAGAAUUUAAUCAUACCACAAGGGGGCACGGUGGCUUAGUGGUUAGCAUGUUUGCCUCACACCUCCAGGGUUGGGGGUUCGAUUCCCGCCUCCGCCUUGUGUGUGUGGAGUUUGCAUGUUCUCCCCGUGCCUCGGGGGUUUCC